AUGACCGACCUCACGCUGUCGACGGAUAGCUUUACACAGUACAAUGCGGUCGACAUCAUCUCGCCUUACAUGUGUUCUCUGGCAAGAGAUAACUACUUGCGACAUGUGAUGCCCGUCGCUGGUCGCAAGAACGCCUCGGUAGAUGACAAGAUUACUGGCGAGGCGAAUGUCGGCAAAGUUGCAGCAAGGUACGACCUUGAUCCAUACAGUCUCGCUGUAGAGCAGAGACGGUCGGAAAAGGUGCGUGGCGAAGUGGCGAGGCUGGCGAAGGAGCUACCAGAGACAAUCCUGGAGUUGGGCGCUUUCCAUCCGCUCUUCUCGCUAGGUUUGGACGCGAGGAAGAACAAGUACCUCGCCCAAUGCCUGUUGUUGCUCGAAGCUUCUCCCGAAGCGGAUGGCGAGAACACCAUGGAGAUGUUGGUCACAGCAGGAACCGCCGAGAUCUUUCACGAUCAGAUUAAGCUGUUCGUCCGCAACCUCCACGAUUUGCAUCAGCAGGACGCCAAGAGCGGAGUCAAGGUCAGUCUCGUAGAGUGCAUAGACUGGCACCACGUCUUUGCGUACAUGAACUUGCCGGGGAAAGUCAAGGCUCAGGUAGAUGAUGUAGCAAAGAUGUUCAUGCUCGCUUGA
Pseudozyma hubeiensis SY62 is the source of this 630-nucleotide messenger RNA. RefSeq lists its product as hypothetical. The coding region runs from base 1 to 630 and encodes 209 amino acids. NCBI's taxonomy places the organism in Eukaryota, Fungi, Basidiomycota, Ustilaginomycetes, Ustilaginales, Ustilaginaceae. The record is from RefSeq and is a predicted model, not a curated record. The transcript has a single exon.